AUGGGUUCGAUUGCUCCUACGCUGCCUGAUCUGGACGCAUCGUCCACCAAGGUCACUCGCUCCACGACCCUCCGCGAUGUGCCAAAGCCUGGAUCCCCAGAGGAACGCUCUCACUCUUACUGUACGGACCACAUGGUCACAGUGAGAUGGACCGCUGCAGGAGGAUGGGAAACGCCGGAGGUGAAGCCCUUCGCAAACCUGAGCAUCCCGCCUACGGCGUCGUGCCUUCACUACGCCACGGAAUGCUUCGAGGGCAUGAAGGUGUAUCGGGGUUAUGAUGGAAAGCUGCGCCUGUUUCGCCCGGACUGCAAUGGCGAGAGACUGGUGUCCAGUUGCAAGAGAGCCUCUCUGCCGGGAUUUAACCCGCAACAGCUGAAGCAUGUCAUUGCAAAAAUGCUGCAGGUCGACGGAGGACGCUGGCUCCCCAAGACAGAGCCCGGACGUUUCCUCUAUCUCAGACCGACGGUUAUCGGUAGCGGACCGCAGCUUGGUGUCCAGGUUCCCCAAGAAGCUCUUCUGUUCGUCAUUGCGGUCCCAUGGCCGAGUCCUGCCACAAAGGGUCUCAAGCUUCUGGCGUCCGAACCAGACAGCAUUCGUGCCUGGCCGGGUGGUUUCGGAUAUGCAAAGCUGGGAGCGAACUAUGGUCCUUCUCUCCUUGCCCAUGGCAAGGCCCAGUCAAUCGGCUUCGACCAGGUGCUGUGGCUUUUCGGACCUGACCGCAACGUUACUGAAGCAGGCGCCAGCAACUUCUUCAUUGUCUGGAAGAAUAAGGAAACAGGAAAGAUUGAGCUUGUGACGCCCACGCUGGACAGCAAGCUCAUCCUCCCUGGAGUAACCCGUCGGAGUGUGCUGGAGCUGGCCAGAGCUAAAUUGACCAAUGCCAUCGACGGCCUGGAACCUUUGGAAGUCGUUGAGCGGGAGAUUACUAUCCAGGAUAUCGAGGAAGCUUCGAAGGAGGGACGGAUUAUUGAAUCUUUCGUCUCUGGUACUGCCUACUUCAUCACACCUGUCGCCUUGAUCAGGAACGGCGAUGUCGAUAUGGAGAUGAAAGGAGCCAGUUCCUCCAAGGCUGGAUAUGCAGACCUCAUCCGGACUUGGUUGGAGUCGAUCAUGUUCGGUAGAGAGGAACACGAGUGGGCCUUCGUUAUCGACGAAGAGAGCACGAAAUAA
Paecilomyces variotii is the source of this 1170-nucleotide messenger RNA. RefSeq names its product cytosolic branched-chain amino acid aminotransferase. Gene Ontology annotation, molecular function: branched-chain-amino-acid:2-oxoglutarate transaminase activity. The record is from RefSeq and is a predicted model, not a curated record. Gene Ontology annotation, cellular component: mitochondrion. The transcript has 3 exons. Bases 1 to 1170 code for a protein of 389 amino acids. Gene Ontology annotation, biological process: L-valine biosynthetic process; L-leucine biosynthetic process. NCBI's taxonomy places the organism in Eukaryota, Fungi, Ascomycota, Eurotiomycetes, Eurotiales, Thermoascaceae.